AUGCCCAUCAAGGGCCAGUCCGAGGCUCUAUUUCCCAUACCUCUUGAAAUCUACUUCUCCCCAGCACCCUCUUCGUCAGCCCUUGACCCGUUCAUCCUGAGUAAGCCGCAAGCCCGAGGCGUGACGAUAGGACUUCAGAUGUCACCACAAGUGAUCCCUGAUGCGAGCUCGUCGAACAGAGACAGUCUGGCAACAGUAAAUAUUCCAUCCACAUUUCCACCUGCUAUUACCUCCAAAUUACCUUCGACGGCUGAUGCGUUGUGGAACAGAAAGUCGACAAGCCGCCUGCCUCCGCAAAAAAGGGUACAUACGACGAGGCAGAAGAAGAGCAGAGUCUCGCUGGAGCUGGCAACAGAUGAGCUCGAGUACCAGCUAGUUCAGACGGCUGUUGUGGUGCAGUUUAGCCUUGCCCCGAGCGAGCGCCUUGCUCGAAACUUGCCUGAUGCAGGCAAACACCGCGGCCGCUCGGCUGUUGGUGAACUCCAUGCUACUAUGAUGAACCAUGAGAGACAGAAAGGCGUCAAGAAUUUCGCCAAGAAUACGGGCGAGAUGUGGGAUGAGCGGUGA
Cryphonectria parasitica EP155 is the source of this 567-nucleotide messenger RNA. RefSeq lists its product as uncharacterized. Bases 1 to 567 code for a protein of 188 amino acids. The transcript has 6 exons. The record is from RefSeq and is a predicted model, not a curated record. NCBI's taxonomy places the organism in Eukaryota, Fungi, Ascomycota, Sordariomycetes, Diaporthales, Cryphonectriaceae.